Messenger RNA from Drosophila ananassae, 1557 nucleotides. It is a transcript of the gene PolD3, whose product is annotated as DNA polymerase delta subunit 3. Gene Ontology annotation, cellular component: nucleus; delta DNA polymerase complex. The transcript has a single exon. Gene Ontology annotation, biological process: DNA synthesis involved in UV-damage excision repair; nucleotide-excision repair, DNA gap filling; DNA replication. The coding region runs from base 74 to 1378 and encodes 434 amino acids. The record is from RefSeq and is a predicted model, not a curated record. NCBI's taxonomy places the organism in Eukaryota, Metazoa, Arthropoda, Insecta, Diptera, Drosophilidae. Gene Ontology annotation, molecular function: DNA-directed DNA polymerase activity.
UAAAAUAGCUGAGCUUGCAGCUCGGCCUCGCUUGUUUUCGCGCAAUUUUAUUUACGAAAACAACGACAUAAAAAUGUCCCUCAAAAAGGCUUUAGAAGAUUGUCUUAUUGAUUUCGACCGUCGUAUCAUGGUCACCGACCUGCUGGAGGAGUACAAGCUGCCCUACAAGGAGGUCAACGAGACCCUGGAAGAGUACAUUAAGAAACAGGAACCGGCUACGAAAUUCGAGAAGAGAUUCUUGGUGCACGGAAAGCGGAGUACAGAAGGAUCUGAAUCCGGAUCAGAAGAUGAGGUCUUCACUGUGGUGCAGGAAAGCAAACUGCAGGAUUGGCUGUCCAAGCUGAAGGAUGCCCAGUCCCAGCUGUACAGCGUGGAAAUAGCCGGGGGCUCCAAGUCCCCGGCCACCAUUUUCCAGCCCAUGCAGUACCUGGAGGUGAAACUGGGCAAGGUGGAGCCGCGUGCUGGAGUGAACGGAGUCGACAAGCCUGCCCCAGUCGCAAAUGGUGCUCAAAAGACUUCAUCCCUCACCAAUGGUGUGAAAAAGGAGGACUCAAAAGCUACGGUUAAGCAGGAAACGGUCAAGUCAUCAGUCAAGUCGGAACCAUCUAAAUCCGCGGUCAAGAAGGAGUCGGAGAAGGUGUCACCAGAGUCCAAGAAGACCUCACCCAAAGAGCAGGCCUCGAGUUCCAAAGCGGGUGCAGCCAAGAAGGGCAGCAUCAGUAGCUUCUUCACAGCAGCCCCAGCGGGAAACAAGCAGAAGGAUGUGAAACCCACGCCCAGCAAGGCAUCGAGUACCAUGGACAACUUCUUCAAGAAGCAGCCACCAGGAGCCAAGAAGUCGCCCCCCGCGCAAAAGGAAAGUGCAACUGCAAAGCAAAAAGAGCCGUCACCCAAAAACAAAAAGAAAUCGCCAUCCCCAACGAAGAAGAAAGCUGCAGCCAACACUUCCGUCCAGUUGUUCGACGAGGAGAGUGCCGAGUCCUCCGACGAGGAGGAGAAACUGGACAAAAUGAGGCGCAAGGUGAUUGGCUCGGAGGAUGAGUCCGAUAAGGAGAAGCCCAUGACAUCCAAGCGGAGGCGCAUCAGCGAUUCAGAAGACGAGGAGCAGCCGCCCAAGAAGGCCGCCGAGGCAGAGCCCGUCACUGUAGACGAUGAGUCCAUGGACACGGAGCCGGCUAACGAAACCUACUUGGAUGAGGAGGGAUUUGUGAUUACCCAGCGCAAGCCCUCAAAAAGCCAGCCAGCUAAGAAGAAGCCUUCUCCCAAGGCAGCAGCUCCGGCUGCCAAGAAGAAGUCACCGCCAUCAGCCCCCAAAGGUGGCAAGGAAGCAACAAAAACCAAGCAAGCUGGCAUCCUGAACUUCUUUUCGAAGAAGUAGUCAUAAGCAUGAAGCAGAAUGUUAAAUAAGUUAAGGUUAAUAACAUCUUAUUGUUUUUUAAAUACAGCUCUUUACGAGAAUACUGUGAAGUUGUGAAGAGUAUAGUUAGUUAUAGUUAGAAAUCGAAGAAAGUUGAACAAUUCCCAGUAAAAGGCAAUCAAAUUUGUUGUUAAAAAGAA